AAUUAAUGUCCCGAGAGCUCGCUGGGCGCGUUCACAAUACAACGAUAGCGAGCAUGGUUCAAACAACAAGUCUAGGCGAAUGAGUGUUGAUGUAUUUGUAUUAUAAGAAACAGUGAAAGAAGGAAUGGCAGAGUGGAACGCUUAUUACCACAAUGAGGAAGAAGAUGAGGACCAGGAGGAGGGAGAGGAGUCGGGAGGAGACUUUAAGUUCUCCGGCAGGGACAGCUUGGUAUUUCUCGUCGAUGCCUCCAAAGAGAUGUUCAUUAAAGGGGAGAAUGACGAGCCCUCUAACUUUGACAUGACCAUGCAGUGCGUGCGCAGCGUGUACACCAGCAAGAUCAUCAGCAGCCACCGGGACCUGGUGGCCCUGGUGUUCUACGGCGUGGAGCAGAGCAAGAACCCCCGCAACUCCUUCAAGCACGUGCACGUGUACCACGACCUGGACGAGCCCGGUGCGAAGCGGGUUCAAGACGUGGAGGCCCUGCGGGGGGACAAGGGGGCCCGCCUGGCGGAGGAGACCCUGGGCUGCGGGGGGGAGGCGGAGACCUCCCUGGGCGACGCCCUCUGGUGCUGCUCCAACCUCUACAGCGACAUCAAGCUGCGGCUCUCCCACAAGCGGCUCAUGCUCUUCACCUGCCGGGACCAGCCGCAUGCGGGGGACAGCGCGCGCGACCGCCAGGCUCGCACCAAGGCCGGCGACCUGAAGGAGACCGGCGUGGUCAUCGACCUGAUGCACCUGACGAGGCCGGGGGGGUUCGACGUGUCACUGUUCUUCCGCGAUGUGGUGAGCCACCAGGAUGACGAGGACGAGCUGGGCCUGCAGCUGGAGCCCAGCCGCAAGCUGGAGGACCUGCAGAAGAGGGUCCACGCCAAGGAGCAGAAGAAGAGGACCCUGGCCAGGUUGAGCCUCUGCCUGGCGGAGGGGAUGAACGUGGCGGUGGGCGUGUACGCCACGGCGGUCACCACCCGCAAGCCGCCGCCGGUGCGUCUGAACCGCGAGACAAACGAGGCGGUACGCAGCAAGACGCGCACAUUCCACACCCAGACGGGCAGCCUGCUGCUGCCCAGCGAGGUCAAGAAGGCCCAGAUGUACGGGGAGAAGCAGAUUGUGAUGGAGAAGGACGAGGUGGACUCCAUGAAGAAGUUUGAGGACCCCGGCCUCCACCUGAUCGGGUUCAAACCCAUGGACAAGCUGAAGCUCCACCACCACAUCCGGCCCUCGGUCUUCCUCUACCCAGAGGAGGAGCAGAUCACAGGGAGCGCGUGUCUGUUCAACGCCCUGCUGAAGAGGUGCAGCGAGAGGCAGGUGUUCGCCGUGUGCCGGUACAUCCCGCGGCGGAACCACCCGCCCCGCUUCGUGGCCCUGGUGCCCCAGGUGGAGGUGCUGGACCAGGGGCCGAUCCAGAUCACACCACCAGGCUUCAAUGCGAUCUUCCUCCCCUUCGCCGACGACAUCAGGACUCUAGAUCUGCCCCCCUGUCCGGGAGCCAACAGCCUCCAAGUGCAGAAGAUGAAGGAGAUUGUGUCCAAGAUCCGCUUCAAAUACAAGAGUGACUCUUUUGAGAACCCCGUCAUUCAGCAGCACUUCAGGAACCUGGAGGCCCUGGCCCUGGACAUGAUGGCCCCAGAGAACAUUGAGGACUUCAUCAUGCCCAAGGUUGAGCAGAUGGACCGGCGUCUGGGCCCACUGGCCCAAGAGUUCAGAGACCUGGUCUACCCCACGGGGUACGACCCAGACAGCAAGCCAGCCUCCAAGCGCAAACCCGCUGACGGAGGGGGCGGAGCCGACAAGAAGCCCAAGGUGGAGCUACAGGAGGCGGACCUGAGGCACCACAUCGAGCACGGCACCAUCGGGAAGCUGACGGUUCCGGUGCUGAAGGACGCGUGCAAGCAGUUCGGUGUCCGCACCACCGGCACCAAGAAACAGGAACUGAUCGAUGCGCUGAAAGCCAAACUAGCCCCUUAGCACGAGAGACGUGGCUAAGCUUAUGCUGCAAACAUAAGUUGUUUUUUGCAAAGGAAAUAUCUUUGACAAAAUAGAUAGGAGAGUUGUUGUUGUUGUUUUUUAUAAUUAAAGAGUUCGAAGAUGAUGGGAUGUUAAAAAAAUGCGUUUUUUCUGUGUACCAUGUUCUGCCCUUGUGUUGUAUUCUCAGAAAGCACUAUUCCAAUAACAUUGAUUUUCCGUUCAGCCAGUUGUAAUGUACUUCAUGUUUUUUUUGGAACUAUUAAAAGUCUGACUUUUUUUAACGAAAUUACAAGCAGUGUUCCGCAAUGUUUGAAACGACUGUCAACGAUGCCAAACUAUCAGUGGUUCAUUUUUGUAACAGAUGUGUGUUCAUAUGGAAUAAAACCCCGCUUCCC
This is a messenger RNA of Gadus chalcogrammus (walleye pollock), 2361 nucleotides long. It is a transcript of the gene xrcc6, whose product is annotated as X-ray repair complementing defective repair in Chinese hamster cells 6. Lineage: Eukaryota; Metazoa; Chordata; Actinopteri; Gadiformes; Gadidae. The transcript is spliced from 13 exons. Bases 125 to 1966 code for a protein of 613 amino acids. Gene Ontology annotation, molecular function: damaged DNA binding; telomeric repeat DNA binding; DNA helicase activity. The record is from RefSeq and is a predicted model, not a curated record. Gene Ontology annotation, cellular component: Ku70:Ku80 complex; nucleus. Gene Ontology annotation, biological process: telomere maintenance; double-strand break repair via nonhomologous end joining; cellular response to X-ray.